AUGGCCAAAGCAUACACAGUUGAGAAGUUUGAUUACCACAUGGCAGAGGUAGAGAAAAUUGAUAAGAGGGUCAAAGAUUACUUAAUGAAUGUUGGGUAUGAAAGAUGGUCGAGAGCACAUUCCACUGUCAACAGAACAUUGACAAUGACUGCAAACAUUGCGGAGUCGAUCAAUGCAGCGCUCAAGGCUGCUAGGGAACUCCCAGUACUGCCUUUGCUAGACUACAUAAGGCAAUUGAUCGAACGAUGGAAUGUUACAAACCUAAAGAAUGCAGUGGAGUCAUUCACUGAUCUUGGAAAAAAAUAUGAUACAAUGCUGAUGGACAAUCUUGAAUUGUCACAUCAGAUGAAGGUGACCCCUUCCACGAGUUACUUAUAUUCAGUACUUAACAAGGGUAAGCAGAGAAUGGUAUUCCUAAAAGAUCGAACUUGCAGCUGUAGAAGGAAGUACCUAUUAAAGAUCUAUGAAAUUCCAAUUUAUCCGGUUCCUUAUGAAAGCACAUGGAAAAUUCCUGCAGAAGUUCUAAAUGAAAAAGUCUUGCCACCAGAUGUGACUAAAACAAUAGGAAGGCCAAGGAAGGGGAGGUGCAAGCCAAUAUUUGAAAGGCAGCGAAAAAGGUCGAUUUCAUGUGGACAGUAUGGAGAAGAAGGUCAGAACAGGAAAACUUGUAGAAAUAAUCCAAAGAGAGGAUGA
Molecule: messenger RNA, 693 nt
Organism: Nicotiana attenuata
Lineage: Eukaryota; Viridiplantae; Streptophyta; Magnoliopsida; Solanales; Solanaceae
Exons: 3
Coding region: 1-693 (230 amino acids)
Source: RefSeq, a predicted model, not a curated record